CCGCCCGCCCGCCCGAGCGGGGUCGGGGGAGGGGGCAGCAUGGCCUGUCCGUCCGGCCCCCUCCGCCGCCGCCGCUCUCCUCCUCUGCCCCGCGCCGAACGCCGCCGCUGCCGCCGCCGCCGCUCCAGUCGCCCUGCUGCCGCCCGCCGCGGGUCCCGAUGGAGACAGACGCGCCCCAGCCCGGCCUCGCCUCCCCGGACUCGCCGCACGACCCCUGCAAGAUGUUCAUCGGGGGACUUAGCUGGCAGACCACGCAGGAGGGCCUACGGGAGUACUUCGGCCAAUUCGGGGAAGUGAAGGAGUGUCUGGUGAUGCGGGACCCGCUGACCAAGAGAUCCAGGGGGUUUGGCUUCGUCACGUUCGUGGACCAGGCAGGGGUGGAUAAGGUCCUGGCCCAAUCCAGGCACGAGCUGGACUCCAAAACGAUCGAUCCCAAGGUUGCAUUCCCUCGUCGAGCACAGCCCAAGAUGGUGACUCGGACCAAGAAGAUCUUUGUAGGGGGGCUGUCGGUGAACACCACAGUGGAAGAUGUGAAACAGUAUUUUGAGCAGUUUGGGAAGGUGGAUGAUGCCAUGCUAAUGUUUGACAAAACCACCAAUCGCCAUCGAGGGUUCGGGUUCGUCACGUUUGAGAGUGAGGACAUCGUGGAGAAAGUCUGCGAGAUUCACUUCCACGAGAUCAAUAAUAAGAUGGUAGAAUGUAAGAAAGCCCAGCCAAAGGAGGUGAUGUCGCCCACGGGCUCUGCCCGGGGGAGGUCCCGAGUCAUGCCCUACGGGAUGGACGCGUUCAUGCUGGGCAUCGGCAUGCUGGGUUAUCCAGGCUUCCAAGCGGCAACCUAUGCCAGCCGGAGUUACACAGGCCUCGCGCCCGGCUAUACCUACCAGUUCCCUGAAUUCCGUGUAGAGCGGACCCCUCUCCCGAGCGCCCCCGUCCUCCCUGAGCUCACAGCAAUCCCGCUCACUGCUUAUGGGCCCAUGGCUGCAGCCGCCGCCGCCGCCGCUGUUGUCCGAGGAACAGGAUCUCACCCCUGGGCGCUGGCUCCCCCUCCAGGUUCGACCCCAAGCCGUACAGGGGGCUUCCUGGGCACCACGAGCCCCGGCCCCAUGGCCGAGCUCUAUGGGGCGGCCAACCAGGAUUCCGGGGUCAGCAGUUACAUCAGUGCCGCCAGCCCUGCCCCCAGCACUGGCUUUGGCCACAGCCUUGGGGGUCCCUUGAUUGCAACAGCUUUCACCAAUGGGUACCACUGAGUCAGGGGACCAAGGAGGCAGGAGAGCCCUCAUCAGCAGCUGCCUGAGGACAGUGAGCUGCAGGACCAGCCGAGCCAAAGGGGAAAGGGGAUGGAGCCUCGGCCCGUCCCGUCCCCUUGCCAAGCUGUACACUGCCUGUAGGCUGCCGGGCUCCCCGCCUGCCCCGCCCCGCCCCUCUGCCUCCCAGCCUCCCCCUGGACAUCAUCUCACUGCCCUUACUAACCUCUCCCCGCCGUGCCGUGCCCGUGCCCUUCCCUCGGCUUCUAUUUAUUUUGGACUAGCUGGUAGCCUCCCGUUUUCUCCCGUUGGGUUUUUGCCCCUCCCCUUCCGCUCUUCUCCCCGUCCUGUAGGUCUCCUGUGCUUGUGUUUAGCUAGGACAAAGCAGAGAUGUGCGGGGCUGCUGCCCGGCCCGCGGCUCCCUCCCUCCUGCCUUUGUCUCCCUAUUUCGUUUUUGAAACUCUACUGUCUUUCUGUCUGUCUUUUUUCUUUUUCUUUUUUUGAUAAAAAAAAAAGAGAGGAAGAGAGAGAGAGAGAAAUAUUUUAAAAUUGUUUCUUGGUUCGUGAAUGUGAAGCUCCGGGCUGCGGGGUGGGGCCGGGGGUGCCCCCGCUGACGAGAGAACAAGUGUAUAUUUUGGUCUGUGGCAGCCCAGGCUCUGGCCACGCAGGGCUGGGCUGUGGGGUCAGGUGAAGCCCUGGAGAUGUCUGUCUCCUGUAUGAUAUUGUAAAUAUUAUGAGGUGAAGCCCCCACCCCUCUCUGUAUUCCUUGCCAGGGUGGGGGAGGGGCCUCACCUCACCCCACUCACUGGGCCCCUCCCUGAGCCCCUGCUCCCCACAUGGUUACUGUAAGAUUUUUGUUAGGGCCUCCACUUAGACUGGGAAAGGGAGGCACCCUCUCCGACACCCUGGAGCCCAGGGUGGGGGAAGGAGUCCUGUGGGCUCCCUGUCCCCCCCCCACUGUGCCCCAAUUUCACAAGAAAGGGGGGCUUCCCCACCUUGCCACAUUGGAAAGGAAUUAACUCUCCAAAGGGCCUUCCCCCACCCCUCCGUAGCUGGACCCUCCCGUUUCCUGCCCUGGCUCGCUGUGGGGAGUUUGGGAGGUGUUGGAAGGGGUAUGGGCGGGUGACCCCAGGGGCAAGCAAAGGGCUUCUCAGGGAUCCCCACCUUCUCUCCCAGCAGCCUCCCACUGGGACAGGCCAUGCGGCCAUUCUCCUCACGGCCGUGGUUGGGGUCUCUCUCCCUAGCCUGGUGCCCACUCCAGCACCUCCACCAGGGAGAGCGGCUGUCGUCAGGGUCUAGAUUUCUGUGAACCAAAGACCUGGCUGGGGCGAGAGGGCAGAGGCUUCGACGGCUGCUCCUUCCCCCCACCCCAACUCCCACCCUAGGGAGGUUGGACAGGUCCGAGGCUAGGGGCGUCCCAAGGGCCCCUUGCCCCUCAGUGUCUCCCAUCUACCUUUGGAGAGUUAAUUAUCAGUGUGAGGUGCUUAACCUGUUAGUACUGAGAACACAAAGCAAUAAUCUUUGUUACUGAGACGCGCGGCUGUAUGUCUUUUUUUUAAAAAAAAUAUUUCCUAAUAAAAGAGAAGCUACAUUUUAUUGGUUUUUAUUUUUGAUUUUCUACACGUCUGAGGGGAGCCCCUGAGUGGUUCUGCCUCCCUCUCCCCAUCCUUCCCCAUCCCCCAUCCUCUUUGUCCCCCUCUCCUCCUUAGGGCUUGGGGCUGGGGCUGGAACUGUUUUACGGUCAUUCCUGGUUUUUUUAAAAAGAUGUUAAGUGGUGUUAUGAAGCCAGUAAAGUUACCACUCUGGUAUCUGUUCUCUCCACAUCUGUAACCCUUUUUCCAAGAUUUUUCAGUUUUAAAUUCCUAAUAAAUUAUUUGAAAAUGGU
Molecule: messenger RNA, 3129 nt
Organism: Monodelphis domestica (gray short-tailed opossum)
Lineage: Eukaryota; Metazoa; Chordata; Mammalia; Didelphimorphia; Didelphidae
Gene: MSI1
Product: musashi RNA binding protein 1
Biological process (GO): regulation of translation; central nervous system development
Cellular component (GO): cytoplasm
Molecular function (GO): mRNA binding
Source: RefSeq, a predicted model, not a curated record